Molecule: messenger RNA, 3125 nt
Organism: Siniperca chuatsi (mandarin fish)
Lineage: Eukaryota; Metazoa; Chordata; Actinopteri; Centrarchiformes; Sinipercidae
Gene: prrg1
Product: proline rich Gla (G-carboxyglutamic acid) 1
Exons: 4
Coding region: 151-792 (213 amino acids)
Cellular component (GO): extracellular region
Molecular function (GO): calcium ion binding
Source: RefSeq, a predicted model, not a curated record
UAACUCGGGAAGGGGUAGUUCAUGGAAGAGCUGUGCGCCUGCGCAAAGUGCAUAGCAACACUUUGGGGCAGCAGGAGAAGCCGAGGGAUCGUUUAUGCGCAUUUUGGGGACGAAAAGCGAUAAAUCACCCCAAGCAGACUAGCAGGAAUCAUGGGGAGUGUGUUCCUGCCGGCGGACGCGGCCCACUCGGUGCUGCGGCGGCUGCGCAGGGCCAACUUCUUGCUGGAGGAGAUGAAGCAGGGCAACAUCCAGCGGGAGUGCCGCGAGGAGAUCUGCACCUAUGAGGAAGCCCGCGAGGCUUUUGAAAACGAUGAGAAGACGAGGCGGUUCUGGGAGGAAUAUGUGCGGGAGAGCAGUCCUUCUGGAGGGCUGGAGACAGUGGUUGGCGGAGUCCACUCUCUCUACUUGAUCGUGCCAUUGCUGCUGGUUGUGCUCAUCGUUGCCACCAUCGCCAUCACUGUGUGGCGCUGCCACUCUCGCAAGCGCUCGCAGCGCAGCCCCAGCCCCAGCCUGGGACACUCUCAUCAGGACCAUGUCCUGUCAGUGGUCUCUAUGGACCAUUGGGGGAGGGAUUACCACCAUGGUGACCAAUCAGAACUCAGCAUCCACAGCAGCCCAGCUUAUCCAGGCUCAGAGCUCACAUCAGGGAGAGGAAGUGCUGGAGACCCGCCACCAUCUUAUGAGGAGGCUGUGGGCCAUACAGACGUCCAAAUAGAGACGGAGCCACCUCCACAGUAUGAUGAUAUAGUCAACACCAGCAGUACUAGUGUCAGUGGUGACCAUGGGAAGUAAACCUGUCUGUCACUACCACCCCAACAAAAGCCCUAACCUACACUUAGACCAUCUUAUCAUUUAGCAGUGCCACUGUUGUGGUAUCACCAGCCUUCCCCAUUCAACACAAAAAGAUACACUAUUAACUGUCUGGUCAAUGGACUAAUGCAAUCUUUGCCGGAGCCAGCGCUAUUGAAAUUUGCACUAACCUUUCAUCGUUGAGGUGAAGUGAUAGCAGGAAGGAGCAAAUGAUAAUGCAAUACCAAAACCAACCAACACCUGUGCUGAUUUUCCUCAAGUUGCAUCUAUGCUGUCACACUGUGGCAAAUCAUUUAACUCAGCAGGCAUAACAAAUGAUGCAUGUGGCAUAAAGGAAAAAAAAAGGGUUCUGAUUGCCAUAAUGAAGGACAACUAUUCUAAAAGUGUAUAUGGGGUUGGACCGAUUCUUUAUUGAAGGUUAGUGCCAAUUUUUUAGACUUAAGUGGCCAAUAGCAGGUAUUUUGCUCCUAUUUUUAAUAUCUUUUUUAAAUUUAGAAUUUUGUAUAUUGCAUAGUUUAGCAAAAAUUUGCUUUGCAAGAUUCAGUAACAGCAUUUAGACCACAGAACAACAAUUCCAUUGAAACCCAGACAAAUUAAAGUUGCAUUAAGUGAUUUUUGACCACCAGGGGGCAAAAAGAAUCAAAACUCAAAAUCAAGUUUAUCAUUUCUUAUAGCUAACCCGUAAGCAAAGAUUUAUCUACUCACACAUCCAACAGACACAGAGCAACAUGAGUCUCAUCCCACUGAAAUAUCAUCCCACUGUUUGCGACCAUUUGACUUGAGUCCAAUAUUUAGUUGUUAGCAUUGGUUUGUUUGACCGACUCCUGAGAGAAAUAUCAGGGUCUUUAGCUCGUUACUUCAGCUCUUUGCCGUUUCAUGCUGGGCUAGUAGAUGCUUUGCUUGUUAACUGUAAAUAGUAAAUGAAAUAAAAUGUAAAUGGCUGCCCCCAGUUUUACAUUGGGGAAUAAAGGGAGAGCUUUGAGACGCAACCAUUUAGUAAAUGAUCAGGCUACAGAACUGAAACAAUUAUUCAACACUGUGUAGAGCUACUGUGUUCAUUCUCAGUGGGUUCAGUACUACUAGUGACCCUUCCACAUUAAAAUCAGUAAUUUGAUUCAUUGUCUAUAUCAAAAACAUCACCAAAUGCGGGUUUAAAUAGUCAAGUUGCCAAACAAAUGCAUCGGUCCAACUUCAUUAUACACUUGCGAAGAUUUUAAAUUUGAGGAAAAAUGAGGCUAUCAGUUAUAAAAGGGGGGUGGAAAUGUGUUUUGUGUAUGUGUGUCAUAUGUGCAUAUACUUUGGUAAUGCAUGCAGCUUGGUCUGGACACUUGAGGUUGGAUCUGGCUCUACACUGUUUGUUGAUGGUCAGUGCUCGCUGGCCCAUGUCCACCUCUGGGCUGUUGACAGAUGCUAAGAGCCUGCUUUUACUGUGAAAAUCUUUCCCUAACCUGUCUCUUAAAGCAAAUGUAACCGCGUUGGAUAUGACUACAGAGUCUUUUGCUGUGCCACUUUCACUAAAAGCACACUGAGGAUUCUUCAAAUAGGUUUGCAGCUACACCAUUAAUGUACGUUGUGGAGUGACUUGCACAGGAAAGUGGGACAGAAAGCAAUAAAAACAGAAGCUUUGGGGAAAAGAGUUAUCAGAGAGGAGAGAUUCUGUAUUUAACGUCACUUUGGACAGAGUUCAUGUUUAGCAUGUGUGAUGUACCUGUAUAUAAAUAUGUAUAGUCUAUAUGUGUGAAAGUAAAAUACUGUGAGAUUGUUUUUUACUGCAUAGGAAUGCUGUGAAUGCAUUGAUACUAGUCAAACUAUUAUACAGUAGGUUGUGAAUAAAUGAAGGCACUUUGUGUUUAAGCUCAAAAUGAGCUGUUUGAUGGAAACUAGGACAGUCCGGUUUGACGUCUUCAGCAUCACUCUCAGCCAUAACGAUGUCACUGUAAUCCUCUGAAAAAAAGUGCUCAUACUCUAUAUGCAAUGUUGCUGCAUACACUCUAAAAACCAAAUAUGUCUAAAGUUCACAGAUACUGAUAAAUGUUUCCUAUCAACACCUUACAGACUUCGAGCACUGAUUAUUAUUCUUAUACUUUGUGAGUUGACCUGUGAACCACAGCACUUGCUAUGACCUUUAACUUGUGCUGGUGGGAGUAGCCAUUUUGGUUGUCAUUUGUACUGUUACUUGCAGAGCCUUUUUUUUUUUUUUAACAAUGCCUUAUCAAACAAACAAAAUGUUAUUUAACAUUAAAUCCAAGGGAACUUGUUAUAAAUCCUUUAUGUGCAGAAGCUUGAAUUAAUUCGUAAUAAAACAUUAAAAAUGC